Messenger RNA from Choloepus didactylus (southern two-toed sloth), 2890 nucleotides. It is a transcript of the gene TMEM126B, whose product is annotated as transmembrane protein 126B. NCBI's taxonomy places the organism in Eukaryota, Metazoa, Chordata, Mammalia, Pilosa, Megalonychidae. The record is from RefSeq and is a predicted model, not a curated record. Gene Ontology annotation, cellular component: mitochondrion. Bases 321 to 923 code for a protein of 200 amino acids. The transcript has 6 exons. Gene Ontology annotation, biological process: mitochondrial respiratory chain complex I assembly.
CCAAAAUGGCAGCGCUCGGGGGUGAGACUGGUUCUGAAUUGAGGGAUGUAGGCGUGGUGCCUGUGAGAGCUGGGAAAGCGCCCAAGGAAACUCAACAUAAUCUCCAAAACAAGCCCAUGCUUUUAUGAGCAACAGAGGAUAGAGACAGUUGUCAACAUGCAGCUACUGAUUUCCACUCCCCACCUGAAAAGCUGGAGAAAGGAACAUUAGAAAGGGCCUGGCUAUCUUCUUGGAAUGGCUAGAGAGGAAAACUGUAAGGAGAAUAAAAACUCAGUAUCUCAGUAAAUUAUCCACCUACACCAACUCCUAAGGAUAUCCAGAUGGCAACAUAUAUGCAUGGUCAGCCCAGUCCUUCUCUGGGAGAUGCAAAACUCAGAAGAUCAACAGUCAUUGAAAUGAUAGAAAAAAAAAUUGAAUAUCUAAGAAAAGAAAAGACCUUAAAUAUAUAUGGAACAGUGUUCUUUGGAACAACAGCUGGUUUUUCAGGAAUACUGGCAAAUUUCAUUUUCAGACACUGCUUCAGAGUUAACCAUGAUGCUUUGAAGACAUAUGCAUCAUUGACUACACUUCCAUUUUUGUCUACUAUAGUUACUUAUAAGCUCUUUGUAACUGAUGCUUUGAAUUCAGGUAAUAUAAGCCAAGAGAAUUGUGUUCUGAGAAGUUCACUGGUUGGCAUAGUAUGUGGUGUUUUAUAUCCCAGUGCCUUGGCUUUUUCUAAAACUGGACGUCUGGCAGUCAAGUAUCAUACUGUUCCACUGCCACCAAAAGGGAGGAUUUUACUCCAUUGGCUGCUGCUUUGUCAAACAGAAGUGAAAGCAAUGAUGAUUCCUCUAGUCUUUCAGACAGUCAUUGGAAUACUUAAUGGUCUGCAACAUUAUGCAGUAUUUGAAAGUACACUUGAGAAAACUGCACAUGAAGAUUAACCAAAAAAUGAAUGGAUACUAAACCAACAGAAUAGAUUUUUUAUGAUGAGACUAGGACAUUGCUGAAAGAGUUAAAAGUAACUGGAGAGACAACUUGUUUUUGUCUCUUCUGCCUUGUAUCUAGCAGAUACUAAAUAUUCAGUAAUUCAAUAUAUAAAUGUUAAGUUUCAUCUUUCUUUCUUCAUCGUAUAUGGAAAUGAGUUUGGGGCCUCAAGGUAUGAUCUAUACAUUUAUAUAUUCAUUCAUUCAUCAAACAUAUAUUGAAUAUUUUCUACGUCUCAGGCACCGUGUUAUAACUAAUAAGAAAUGGUCCUUACCCAGAAGGAACUUGCAAUUAGAAAGCAAUAUGAAAUGUGAACACAUAGAAUGAGAGCGUUUUAGAGGUAGUCACAUAAUUUUUAUUGGAGCAUUAGGGUGUGGUUGUUAACUACUUAGGCAGAAGUGUGGGUAUGGGGCAAAAAUGAUAUUUGGGCUAAAUUUUGUAGAAGAUGUAAGUUCAUAAGAAAGCAAGGAAUGGAAGUAACUUAUAGCCCAUUCCUCUAUUCUAACCUCUGUGAACCAAUAUACUUAGUAGCUUCUUAUCUUCUAUAAAUUGUCUUCACUGUGAUGUUUAAAGAACAUUUAUUGAGUGCCUAUUUGCCAUGCAUUAAAUUAGGCACCAGAAGUACAAAGGUUCAGUCCCUGCCAAGAAACUUAAAAAGAAAGCUCACACUUGGAGUCUGCUAGGUAAUCACUGAGCUAUGCAGAAAUGAACACUGUCUGACAAUAAAAAUAAUUUACAGAAUCAAUUUCCAUAGCUCGAUUUCCCUAUUCUAACCAUAUUCAUCUUGAGGUUAAAGAUUUUGUUAUCUGAGGCCCCAAGCAAUCCAAAGCAGAAGUGGAAGUCAAUAAGAUGCUUUAUGGCAUCACACAUAAUGAGCUGAAGAACAUGCCCUCUUUUGCUAAUCAAAAAAGAUGGUUAGUUUUAUCAGGAUAAUUCAUGAUACCUGAAACUGUCAGGAGGAAAGGGCAAGUGACUGGAGGAACCAAGUAAAAAAGUUAACUAGACUGAUGGUUUUCAUAUUGUAACUUGUUUACUUUCAUGAACUUUUGUCCAUGUCUUUGGCCCAUUUAAUUUGUAGUAAUUCCAUAAAAUCUGAAUGUUUUAGUUCCUUAUAUCCUGAGUUAGUAGUCUGGGAGAAGGUUGAUUUAUUUCAAUUUCAAUUCCCCUGAAUGCUGAAGACAGUUGUACCUCAUUCCAUGACUUCAAAUGAUCUUUUUCUGCAAUAGAAAAAGCAGGCAAGACAUAUUACCCUAAUACCAACAACAGCACCAGAAAGGACAACUAUAGACCGGUGUCCCUAACAAGUACACGUUCAAAUAUCCUUAACAAAAUGUCAGGAAACUCAAUCCAGCAGCAUAUCAAAGAUUAUUAUACACCAUGAUUAAUUGCAAUCUGAAAUAUAUACCCAGGAGAAUUGAAAACAAAGUUGUGCACAAAUAUUUACAGCAGCAAUUGUCACAAUAGCCAGAAAGUGGAAACAACUAACAUGUCUAUUAACUAAUGAUAAACAAAAUAUGACAGCCAUAAAAAGGGAUAUUAUUCUCCAUAAAUAGGAAUGAUUUACUAAUACAUGCUACAACUUGGUACCUUGAAAACAUAAUGUUAUAUGAAAGAAACUAGCUACACUGUAGGAUUCCAUUCAUAUGACCUGUCCAGAAUAGGUAAAUCCACAGUCACUUAGAUAAGUAGUUGUCAUGGACUGGGGAAAAGGGUAAUGGGACAUGACUGCUUGAUGUGUAUGGAGUUCCUUUCUGGGGUGAUGAAAAUGUUCUGUAAUUAGUGAUGGCUGUACAACAUUGAGGAUUUGCUGGAAGUCACUGAAUUAUAUACUUCAAAAUAUUUAAAAUGGUGUAUUUUAUGUUAAGUGAAUUUUACCUCAAAAAGAAAUUGUUUCUUCAAAAAAAAGAAAGAAGAGGAGAGGAGA